Messenger RNA from Myxocyprinus asiaticus (Chinese sucker), 1854 nucleotides. RefSeq lists its product as uncharacterized. The transcript has 4 exons. The record is from RefSeq and is a predicted model, not a curated record. Bases 95 to 994 code for a protein of 299 amino acids. NCBI's taxonomy places the organism in Eukaryota, Metazoa, Chordata, Actinopteri, Cypriniformes, Catostomidae.
GCCAUUUUUACUGAGAGAGAACGAUAACAGAAGCACACUGCAUGCGUGCACUAUUAAGGGCCCUAGAAAUCUAUUUUACAAAGUGAUAUAAAAUAUGGAUCCAUUAUCGAGCAGCUCUAAACUCAUCUAUAAAAUGUCUGACGAGGACAUCAAAAAACUGAUUCAGUUGCGUUCAAGCAACUCAGCGCUGUUUGACGGGAGGAAAAAUUCUUCUAAAACAGCGUGGAGUGCAAUUAUCAGAGAAAUGGGGCUUGAGGACAAGGUGACAACUGACCAGAUGGCAAAAAAAUGGGAAAACCUGAAGGCAAGAUAUAAGGACGCAAAAUAUCCUCCCAGUGGUGUGGAGAAGAACCCCACUUGCUGGAGAUGGUUCAAUCUUAUGGAUGAUGCUCUGGGUGAAGAUUUUGAAGAAAAGAUCAGCCACACAGUGACCCCAUCAAUUGGAGGCAAUGAAGCACCUCAGCCUAGUAAGAGGUUACGUCAGAUCAAAGUUGGAGGGGAAAUAUUGGAAUUCCUGGAAGAGGAAGGAACUGCGUUAAAUGUAACACCAGUCUCCAGACCACGUUUGGCUACGCAGGGAAGACAAAAAGGCAAACAAACGUCUGUGGACGUUAUGAGAACAAAACUUCAAAAAGACAGACAACUUCUGGAGAAGGAACUCGGAGGCCUAGACAGAGAGAAAGCUCUUCUAGAGCGGGAGAGGGCCCUUGCAGAUAGGGAAAGAGCAGCGAUUCAGAGAGACAGAGCCCAGUUAGAGAAGGACAAAGCUGCCGUCGGACGAGACAAGGCAUCACUGGAACAGGACAGAGUACGACUGGAAAAAGACAAAGAAGCUUUAGAGAGAGAUAGAGCUGCCCUUGAAAGAGACAGAGUAUCAGCAGAUUUCACAAAUCAUGUGAAAAGCAACACAGAAUGCAAUGGACAUGACUGUACUCACGAGAAGAACAGAGAAAAAUUAAUAUUACUACUUGAAAAGGUGAUUAAAAAAAUGUGAAGCAAGUGUGAGAGAGAAAAGGACUAUUUGCACGUACUGCAAUGAAUGCUGUGAGCUUAACAUCAGAAUGCUCCUUGGGUUGUUGUCUUUUUGUUGUUUAGGGAUACUUUUGAGCAUCUAACUUUUGUAUUUCUUACUCCAAAACUGAUCACAGAUUUCACUUGCCACAUACAAAGUGACAGGGAGCAUAAGCAAUGUUAAAAGUUUGAUGCACCUCUGUUUUUGGAGGUUUUGGGGUUUGUUUACUGAUUUGUAAAUGUUGAUGAAAGACUUUUAAGAAAUUUGGAUUAUGACACUUUAUCCAUAUCUCAGAGAAAAAUGAAAAGAAACAUUGGUUAAGAUUGUCAAAAAAAGUGUCUGCAAGUAAAGUAUAUGAUUUGUGCCAUCAAUAAAUGUCAAAGAAGAAUACAAUAUUCAAUUUUCAAAUUAUUGUCAUUCAGGGAGAAUUAAAUAUAGUUUGACCAAGGGGAGAGGAAGCUGUUGAAGUAGUAGUGGUAUGUGAAUAGCAACUAUCAUAAAACAUUUUUGGGAUGUGCCAUGGUGGUCGACUAAUCGGCAAGCCGUCUAAGCAUUUUUACGUGAUGAUAACUUGCUGUGUUUAACAGUGAAUAACAGUCAGCACAGUAAAACCCUCUGCCAGAAGCUUCGUCUCUUUAAUGCUUUAGGUGUAGUCUUUUAAUGCACCACUGCUGUUACAGCAAAGCGCCGCACCAACAACACAUUACAAGACGAUCACUCUCGAUGUUAAAGGGAUAGUUCACCCAAAAAUUUACUCACACUCAUGCAAUCCCAGAUGUGAAUGACUUUCUUUCUUCUGCUGAACACAAAUGAAGAUUUUUAGGAAAAUAAUUCAGCUCUGU